Symbiodinium sp. CCMP2592 is the source of this 3372-nucleotide messenger RNA. The record is from the annotation of a GenBank genome assembly. NCBI's taxonomy places the organism in Eukaryota, Dinophyceae, Suessiales, Symbiodiniaceae.
AUGAUUUUGGUCCGAGAAAUCUAUAAAUCCUUCGGCCCGCUCAGAGCGGUCACCGAUGUCUCCUUCGAGCUCGGAGAGAACCAAGUCGUCGGACUCCUAGGACCCAACGGAGCGGGAAAGAGCACCACAAUCCGCAUGAUGACCGGGUUUUUAGCCCCAGAUCGCGGAUCUAUCUCCAUCGUCGGCUACGACAUCUCGAAACACCCCGCUCAAGCGAAGUCCCAGAUCGGAUAUCUCCCAGAGCAAGCACCGAUCUAUCCAGAAAUGUCUGUGCGUGGAUACCUCAAGCAUCGCGCCAAACUCUUUGGGGUCGAGACCAAAGAAAUCAAAUCAGCUGUGGAUCGAGCGAUGGAUCAGUGCCAUAUCUCAAAUGUCGCCCGCCGGCGUGUUGGUCAGCUGUCAAAGGGCUACAAACAACGCGUCGGACUCGCUGGAGCGUUGAUCCACGAUCCGCCCGUCCUCAUCCUCGACGAACCCACCAACGGCUUGGAUCCCUCGCAAAUCCGGGAAUCCCGCUCGCUCAUCCGCGAUCUGGCGCAAGACAAAACCAUGCUGGUGUGCUCGCACAUUCUCCCUGAGAUCGAGCGCGUCUGCGAUCGAGUGAUGGUCAUGAACCAUGGCCAAAUCCAAGCCGACGGCACCCCCACUGACCUCAUCAAUGCUGCGCCAGGUCCGACCCGAUACACCGUCGAGAUCCGCACGAACCCAUCCGCUGGUAUUGCGCAUGCUUUGCGCGUUCUCGCUGCGGUACCGGGAGUGGAUUCAACCAUCGCGGAUCAGAUCCAGCCCAACGACGCGAGCCGAGGAUGGUGUCGAGUCAUCGUCAACGCGCUCCCGAACGAGGGUGAUCUGAGAGAACCGAUCGCUGGAGCAGCAGAAGAUCAGGGACUGUUCAUCCGCGAACUGUCGCAGCAGAAACAAACACUCGAAACGAUCUUCAUGAGCCUGAUCGAUCCAGCACCGAACCAACCCUCGAUGAUCGGGAGCGGAUGGAUCAUCAUCGCACUGUUUGCCUUUCUUUCCGCUGUGCUCUUUCUCAAUCAGACACUCAUCCCUGGACAGCCCGGCUCGAUGCGGUACUUCUUCAUCGCUUCCGCGUGGUUGUUGAUCCCGAUCGCUCCAGCGAUCUCGAUGCGUCUGAUGUCCGAGGAGUACCGGACUGGAAGCUUUGAGUCGCUCCGCACGACUCCCGCGGGAGAUUGGGCCGUCGCGCUCGGGAAAUUCAUCGGAGCGGUGCUGUUCCUGAUCCUGAUGCUCACGCCGUCGCUGAUCUAUCCGAUCGUGCUCGCGAUUGUGAGCUCACCCGCUCCCGAUGCCGGACCGAUCAUCGCGGGAUACCUGAUGCUGAUCCUCGUCGGAUCGCUCUAUCUGAGCAUCGGACUGCUCGCAUCAUCGCUGACAUCGAGUCAAACACUCGCGUUCCUCGGCACCAUGAUGGCGCUCGUCCUCUUCAUUGUGGUCACUUCAGUCCUCGCGCCGCGCGCGGGAUCAACGCUUUCCCCGAUCCUUGAUCGACUCUCCGUCAUCAGCCGCGCCGGAGAGUUUGGCAAAGGGAUCAUCGACACUGGAACCAUCGCGUUCUUCAUCAUCGGAUGCCUAUGGAUGGUCGCGCUGAGCGCCGCCGUGCUGGAGUCCAAGAGACUGGCGCGCAAACGAUCGAUCCUCAUCGUCAUGGCUUCGUUCUUCGUGCUUACCUCAGGCACAGCCGUGUUCUUCGCCGGAUACCUCACAAGCGAGCACCGAAUCCGCAUUGAUGUCACCUCGACCAGCGCCCACGAGCUCUCCCAGCGUGCUAGCAAUAUGGUCGACGCACUCCCAGGACCAACACGCAUUGUGCUCGCGAUCAAUCAGAGCGAGUCCGACCAACGAGCGCUGGAUCUUGUCUCCGAUGUGCUCGAAACCUACGACCGCUCAUCACCGCUGCUGACCAGCCGUGUGAUCGACCUCGCGACCGCCGACGGCAUCAACCAAACCCAACAACUGAUCAACGAACUCCGCGAUCAGGAAUCUGGCGCAAUCCAAUCGAACCAAGAAACCAUCGAACAAGCAUCCCAGUCGCUGUCUGCUGCGUCCACACACCUCCUCCAGUGCGCCAAAGACCUCCAAUCCAUCCGCGAUGCGAUCGACGGCUCAACAACCGCAGGAGCGACCAAUCGAGCGUUCUUUGAUCAGCGAUCCGCACUCGUUCGUCUCGGAGCUCAGGAUCUGUCCAACGCUUCGACUUCACUCGAAUCCGAUCCAGUCUCUGGGACUGCGAUGCUCGAUGCUCAACUCGCACAGCUGGAAGACCUGCGCAAUCAGCUCAGCGACUUUGCCAAUGCGCCUGAAAUUACUCCAGCCGCUAAAGCCGCUGCUCGCUCAUUGAAUACACGGCUCGACACACUCAUCGAUCAACUCGCCGUGACCUCUGAUCGACUCGCUCGGCUCAUCCCGAUCGACGCGGAUCGCGUUGCGACGGCGCUGGAGACCGGAGAGUCGCUGCUCAUCAUCGGACCUCCAGAGACUGGAAUCGCGGCGAUCGAUCUAGAAACACUUCUCCCACCAACUCAGCUCCUGGAACAAGCCGGGAUCUCUCCGGCAGGGGUCAUCGGACCACGAGCACAAGAACUCAUCGCAUCCGCACUGGCGCAGCUCGUGAUCCAGAAUCAUCCGAUUGUCGUGUUUGUCCACGCGGGAGAGCCGGGACAACUCCUCGGAACUCCUCAGUUGCUCACCAAAACAGUCAAUCACCUCAAACAGCGUGGUAUCGACACCAUCGAGUGGGCACCGCUGCAUGAGAGCGAUCGUCCCUCGCUUGUUGAACUUGAUCCGCUCGGACAACGACCAGUCGUGUUUGUCAUGUUCGCUUCCGAUUCCGCCGCAGGUGGAGGCGAGACGGGCAUCACCGGCGCCAGGCGCGCCACCUCACUCGCAAACAUCGCGCAACAACUCAUUGAUCAAGGCGAAUCGGUCCUGAUCUCCAUGAAUCCUUCGAUCUUUGGAUCGUUCGGAGACACCGAUCCCAUGGUUCGCGUGCUUGAGCCUUUCGGUAUCGUCCCAAAUCCAACCAAAGCACUGCUCUCACAGCGCAUCGUGUCAUCCAAGCGAACAGCGAAUCCAGCAAUGGUUGUGGUUCCAACCAUCGAGGGUGAUCAAGAAACUCAUACCAUCGGAGAAGCCGUGCAAGGUCUCUCGACCAUGCUUCCUUGGUCGAUCCCGAUCAAUAUCGAUCCGCGCGUAGGCGCUCAAGCAACUUCGAUCAUCUCAAUUCAAGGGAACGAACAGAUCAACCGAUCUUCGAAGAGUCCAAAGACAUCCGCCGAGACCAAUGGAUCAUCGCAGCAGGCGCUGAACGGCUCAUCGAUUCCGACGCUCAACGCGUCGUCGUUGUAG